This is a messenger RNA of Scylla paramamosain (green mud crab), 1144 nucleotides long. RefSeq lists its product as uncharacterized. Lineage: Eukaryota; Metazoa; Arthropoda; Malacostraca; Decapoda; Portunidae. The record is from RefSeq and is a predicted model, not a curated record. Bases 108 to 611 code for a protein of 167 amino acids. The transcript has 3 exons.
AUUGGUAGUGAUUUUUCUAUUUUCUCCCUCCUUCUCUAUCUACUAAUUGCCCUUGAGUGGCUGUAUAAAAGGCUGCGUGUUGUUUUUCAGUUCACGCAGACACCAACAUGUCUCUCCUUCAACAAAUCAUCAUUGCUUCCCUGGCAGCCUUCGUGGCCGCCCAGUGCCCCUCAAAUUUCUUCGAAUCCGGUGGCCACUGCUUCAGCGUCAUUGACAAACCCGGGGUGAACAUGACCUGGGAGGAGUGCAGGGGUCUGUGUGAGUUGGAGGGAGAGGGGGAGUGGAAGGUCGACCUGGCCGUCUUUGACAAUGCUGAACAACUGGAAGCCUUUUCCAUCACCUGGCUGGAGAUCUCCAAUACACUACCUGAACAUCCCUACAUGUGGAUCGGCGUGCACAAGGUGGACGGCCAAUGGGUUUCCCUGGACGGCACUCACAUCACUCACCAGAACCUGAUGUGGCACGUGGGUCACCCUCACGACAUGGGCAUCAACACCUUCCUGGAGGACAUCACCAGGACUACCGGCGAGAAUUCCUAUGGACGUCUGUACAUGAGCUGUUCAAUGGGAGUGCACGAGCACCACAGCCGCUGUCUCUGUGAGGCUAACUGAUGGAAUCAACGCAAAGACAAAAGUGACUAAGCUUCUCCCUCUCCUUCCCCUAAUUUUUUUCCUUCUUUUCUUACUUUUCCCUCUCCUUCAUCUCUGUAUAAGUUUUCUUCAUCCCCUUUCUUCUUACUGACUGUCCCACACACGCAUAUAUUGAAAGUUCAGAAGUAUUUGACAAGUAUAGUGAAAAUCGUUAACCAAGAAUCUGCUCCACACUAUAUGGAAAAAGAAAUUUUGAUACAAAGAAAAUAAAGAAAUUCCAUCUUCACACAGAGGAAAACUCAAGAACAUAACAUGUUUUUCUGACGCAUUAAUCCCUCGUAAACAGCUUGUCAUAUCAUGAGACACAUUCAACAGCGUCUCGACGAUCCAAGUCUUAACUCUUCAGUCAUCCCUUUAAGCUGCCAAGGCGCCGCUCAUAGAAAACUGAUCCACGUUACUUGCACGUGUGACUUAGUUACCCUGUCCUUUAUAUCAAACACUAUAUUCGGCACAUGCAGCUUUUCCUCAUACGAAAGAAUAAAGAAAUCUAUACA